Triticum aestivum (bread wheat) is the source of this 1746-nucleotide messenger RNA. RefSeq lists its product as uncharacterized. The transcript is spliced from 5 exons. Gene Ontology annotation, molecular function: protein binding. The record is from RefSeq and is a predicted model, not a curated record. Bases 183 to 1481 code for a protein of 432 amino acids. NCBI's taxonomy places the organism in Eukaryota, Viridiplantae, Streptophyta, Magnoliopsida, Poales, Poaceae.
CUCCUGUGCCAAGUGAGGCUAUAGCACAACACCCUCUCAACGACACCACGUUCAGCCCCACCCGCCCCAGACGCCUUCCCCAACCUCCGACGCUUGGCCUCGCCCCUAGCACCCGGCGACGAUUCUCUUGCUUCUUUGAGAACUUGCUUUCCCAAUUUGAGUUUAGGUGUCGAUUCAGAUCGAUGGAUCUCAUGGAUUCAGAAAGCCAAGCCAUGGAUUCGGCGUCGCUGCUGCCAGCAGAUGGAAGAAGGUUAGCCUGGAUGAGCCGCCUCCAUUCCUCGCCAGUGCACCCGCUGGACGACGAGGACCUCCUCCAGGAGAUUCUCCUCCGCCUGCCUCCUCAGCCAUCCUCUCUCCCCCGUGCUUCCCUCGUCUGCCCGCGCUGGCAUUGCAUCCUCUCCGACCCCAAGUUCAUCCAGCGCUUCCGUAGACACCAUCGGAAACCCCCGCUUCUCGGUUUCUUCUUCUCUGAAACGGGCUUUCCCACCGUCUUCAAUCCCGCUCUCGACCCACCCGAUCGAAUCCCCGCCGAGCGCUUCUCCUUGCCCAAGAAUAGAUUCAAUGCCAGCCAGCACUUUCUCGGUUGCCGCCAUGGCCUCGCCGUCCUAACCAACUUGCACCUCCGCGAGAUUAUCGUGUGGGAUCCCCUCAGCGGCCAACAACACCGCGUGGGUUUUCCAGCGGGGCUUGACAACAACAAAGUGACGUACUGGCAUGCCGAACUGUUGUGCGCUGAUGCCGAAGAUGGGCACGUGCACGGGGAUUGCUUCUCGAGCCCGUUCAAAUUGGUCGCAAUCUGGGUCGUCAGAUGCACGCAGGCAUUUGCUUGCCUCUAUGAAUCAGCAACCGGUGUAUGGGGAGACACUGUCUUCACGGAGGUUACAAAACAGAAUUAUAAUUAUAGCAUGAGGCCUGGCGUUCUUAUUGGGAAUGCACUUUGCUGGUUGCUUUCUGGAGGUGACGUUCUGGCAUUUUGUCUUCAAAGCCAGAGCCUUCAUGUGAUGAACAAGCCGUUGGAAAUCAAGUACACCUCCGGUUCUAUUCAGCUCUUAAGAACAGAGGAUUGUGGUGUUGGUCUCGCGUAUUUGUCAGAACUGACCAUUCAAUUAUGGGAGAGGAAAUCAAAUUGUCAUGGCGUGGUCGGCUGGGUGCUUCUGCAAAAAACUAUUCAAUUGCAGGAGCUCUUUCCACAAGGAAUGUUUAGUGAGAGGAAAAGGGUGCACAUAACAGGGUAUGCCGAGGAGACAAAUGCGAUUGUUCUGUCUGUGUUGAGAGACGACUUCAUGCUGCAAGUUGACACGAUGGAGAUCAAACAUAUUCAGAAAAGAAAAGGAGAUGGAUUUACCUUUCCGUACGCAAAUUUCUAUGUUGCAGGUAUGCAAGUUGAUGGUGGAGACAUAGGAGAUGAAAAUUGGGACGUAGUGGAUGAACUAAUGCACUAUCUCGGUGUCCCUGCUCAUCUUGAUGUUGAUGAGUUUUGAAGUAAGAUCCAACUAUGGGAUUGAAGGCACUCACUAAGGGAGCCGAAAUCGAUGCCACUGAUGCACUAAGCACAAAGGAUCCAAGUACUACCUCGAUCUUCACCACAACCUGCCUCCACCCCUAUAGUACUCCUUUUCUUUAUGUUGGCCUAUUCAGUUGGCCUAGUUGGCUACUUUACCUAUCUUUGUAUUUUGUGUCUCUCGACUAGUGUGGUCAUUUGAGUGUUUGACUCCAUUAUCUUUCAUAUCCAUAUGUUGAAUGUUA